Pelobates fuscus (common spadefoot toad) is the source of this 3360-nucleotide messenger RNA. RefSeq names its product pantothenate kinase 2 (gene PANK2). The transcript is spliced from 7 exons. Lineage: Eukaryota; Metazoa; Chordata; Amphibia; Anura; Pelobatidae. Gene Ontology annotation, molecular function: ATP binding; pantothenate kinase activity. The coding region runs from base 50 to 1306 and encodes 418 amino acids. Gene Ontology annotation, biological process: coenzyme A biosynthetic process. Gene Ontology annotation, cellular component: cytosol; nucleus. The record is from RefSeq and is a predicted model, not a curated record.
AUGCGCGUUGGGGGAUCAGAAGGCUGCUGCAGGGAGCCGGUGGGGUGUGAUGGCGCAGAAUGGCCCUGUGGGGCCGAGUGAGGAUGGAGGACCGCAGGAGACGGCAGCCGGGCGCUGCAGCAGCAGCUCUUCAGAGACACCGUCCGCCUCGGCCGGGGCUCCUCGGGAGAGACUGAACUCGGCUCAGCGGGCUCGGCCGCGCCUGGACUCACUGAGAAACCGGCCCCCCUUUCCUUGGUUUGGCUUGGAUAUUGGUGGGACGCUGGUCAAACUUGUCUAUUUUGAACCCAGAGAUAUCACGGCUGAAGAGGAGGAAGUGGAAAACCUCAAGAGUAUCCGCAAAUACCUGACCUCCAAUGUGGCCUAUGGACAAACGGGCAUUCGCGAUGUUCACCUGGAACUGAAGGACCUCACGAUGUGUGGCCGAAAAGGCAACCUCCACUUUAUACGAUUUCCAACACAUGAUUUGCCAGUAUUCAUUCAAAUGGCCCAUGAUAAACAUUUCUCAAGCCUUCACACAUUCUUAUGUGCCACUGGUGGUGGAGCGUACAAGUUUGAAGACGAUUUUUUGACUGUUGGAGGGCUUGAGCUCUGGAAACUGGAUGAACUGGACUGCCUCAUCAAGGGUGUCCUUUUCAUAGAUUCGGUUGGCUUUAAUGGACAAUCACAGUGCUUUUAUUUCGAAAAUCCCAAAGAUCCUGAGAGAUGCCAGAAAAUUCCUUACAACCUGGAGAACCCAUAUCCUCUUCUUCUGGUUAACAUAGGGUCAGGUGUGAGCAUCUUGGCAGUCUACUCCAAGGAUAACUAUAAACGAGUAACUGGCACCAGCCUCGGAGGAGGAACAUUCUUUGGACUCUGCUGCCUUCUUACAGGAUGUUCUACCUUUGAGGAGGCUUUGGAAAUGGCUUCACUUGGAGACAGUACGAAGGUGGAUAAACUUGUUCGUGACAUAUAUGGAGGCGAUUAUGAAAGAUUUGGUUUGCCAGGCUAUGCUGUGGCCUCCAGUUUUGGGAACAUGAUGAGCAAGGAAAAGAGAGAUUCUGUUAGUAAAGAAGACUUGGCAAGAGCGACUUUGAUCACAAUAACCAAUAACAUUGGUUCCAUAGCACGUAUGUGUGCAGUCAACGAGAACAUAAACAGAGUGGUGUUUGUGGGAAAUUUCCUCCGUAUUAAUACAGUGUCCAUGAAGCUCCUAGCAUAUGCAUUGGAAUAUUGGUCAAAGGGACAACUGAAAGCAUUUUUCCUGGAACAUGAGGGAUAUUUUGGAGCAGUGGGUGCACUUCUGGAGCUACUGACCACAACCUGACCAUCUUUCCUCAAUCAAGAGUGAUUUCACAAAUCCAAUGAGAGACGUCCUAUCCUGUCACAACUAUGCACUACAGUCUGGCAGGUCCUGUCUGGUUAAAUUGUAUAAAGACACAAGCUAAAUGUGUACGUGAGCGAAUAAAUAAGGCCAGUUUUCAAUGUGAGUUUUUAUUAUGCUUUAUAUUUGUCUAAAGCACUGUACACCAUAUGUUAUGUCCAUUUCUGUAUGGAAGGUAUGUUACUGAGCCAUAUCUGUAAAUGGGAAGAUGGCACAAUAUGGCAAAGCCUUCCUCAAUUGUCUGAUAAAAUGCUGCAAUGUUUUAAUUUUUUCCUCCUGCAACACUUAUUGAAAGAACCAAUUUAAUAUCUAUCCUGGAAACAGACCUACCAUAUGUAAGCAAAGUCUUUACGCACAACCUGUGUUCUGUGCCUAUUGUGUCCCUUAUUCGUGUAUUUACUGUAUGGUAUAAGACUACCGCCAGGUGUGAGCAUUGCAAUUUUAGAAAAACCGCUGUUCCAUAUUGCUUGUACUACUUAUUGGUAUGCACAUCUAUAUCUAUCUAUCUAUCCGUAGACAUUGCAGAUGUAAAAAACAGAUAAAACUCUUGUAAUACCUUUUUUUGUUAGACUAACAGAAUUUAAUGACAAGCUUUCGGGAGAACCUACCUUUCUCAAGUCUGAGCAAGAUGACAAAUAGAAUUCAAAGUUUAAUUGUGAUACAGGGGUUAAAGCGACAUGAGUGCAGAUAAGACACAGGUUUGUUAGAAUGUAGACACCAUUCUUGCAGAGGGUCAUAAAUAUAUUUCUGAAGAUCAGAGUGAGUGGGGAGAGGGAGAAAAAAAACCAAGCAGACAGUGCAGAGGAUGGUACACUUUAUAGAUGCGCGCGCGCACACACACACACAUACAUGCACAUAAACAUACACAUAAACCUAUACAUACAUGCACAUUAACUCAUAUACAGAAAUAUAAAUGCACAGUUACAUAUAUAAGCAUGCAUGCAUAAGAGUAUGGGAAAGAAUGGGACUACACAUAGUACUUGUAUAUUGAUAGAGUAAACAUAUUGGAAUGUGUUUUGAAGUGUUGAUACAUAUGACAGAACAGUAAGAUAAUGUGGGGGAGUGUUCAUGUAAAGUGUUGGAAGUGGGACAGGAAACCCAAAUCAAUAUUUAGUCCUCUAUUCUUGCUGUUAAACAAUUUGAUCAUUCUAGUUUCAAAAGUUUUUUUUCUUUCUUGGGUAUUUUUAAAACCCCCUUUCAGUACUUUGAUUUUUAGGUCCUGCAUUGGCCAGGCUGGGUAAAGGGGUGUCCCACAGAAGUGCAGUACGAUCUUUCUUUGUGGUGUUUAAUAGAGUGUCUGUGCAUGUUGCUUUAACCCCUGUAUCACAACUCAACUUUGAAUUCUAUGUGUCGUGUUGCUCAGAAAUGCUUCAGACUUGCGAAAGGGACGUUCUCACGAAAGCUUGUCACUAAAAAAAUUCUGAGUCCAAUAAAAAAGAUAUUACAUGAUACAAAUGUUAUCAUUUAUGCACAGAUUAAUUUGGAAUAAUAGUAUCUUUUGUGAGUUAAAAAUAAUGGAGGGCAAUGUAUGUAAAUUAAUAUCUGCUGUAUUCAAUUGUUUGUCUAAUUCAGUGACAUAGUCUUCACUGCUAAACCCAGCCUGUCCUAUUGUGUUCGGCAUCUGCCUUUUGUUACCAGGAUGCAGUACUGCAAGCCAGUAACUCGGACACAGCUGCAAGUGCCUUUUUAAUGUUUUUCUAAAUGCUGAUUUAUCAUACAACCACCUAACCCUCUGUGUAUGGGCAUAUGCCAAAUAAAUUUUAAUUGUCAUAUUUUUAAUCACCUAUAAUACUAGCACUUUUUCAUUACAAAAAAGUCAUGUUUUGCAACACUUAAGGGUCUUUAAUGUAUCCCCUUUGUCUUAAUGUCUAAAAAUUCUGAAAUAUGUGUUUUUGUUUUUUUCAAAAGUGUUUUGUGUGUUUUACUUGUGGCGUGGGAGGGAAUGAUGUAUGCUUUAAUGAUUGUGUAUUUAUAUAUUUUUGGAUUUAUUUUAUAAU